UUUGAGAAAUGCUGAUCUUGUUGAGCAGUGUCCUUGUGAAAUCUAUUAUUACUCCUGGAUGCAGCAGCUUGUGUAACUUGGACUGCUUCCCACAGAGAAGGAGUGUAAUUAGUAUGACCUCCACACGACAUGAAGGCACAGGCAGUGCUAUCUGUCAUCCUCAUCCUUGUACCACCUCUAAGUGGAUUUCACGUUAUAUUGCUUUUGUCUUCCUCAAAUCUUGAUAAUAUUGAGGAGAAGCAAAUUGCCAUUGGAGGACUUGGUGAAGAUGUAAUUCUCCCUUGCUUAUUUAAGAGUGCGCCUGAAGUAGUAGUUCAUUGGAAGAAUCAAGAGAGCUAUGUGCACUCAUACUACAAAGACCAUCUGGAAAGGCAAGAUCACAGAUACACAAACAGGACAUCCCUCUUUCAUAGAAAUGGAAAUGCCUCCUUAUCAUUUAGAAGAUUAAGCCUUCCGGAUGAAGGAAUUUACAUAUGCUAUGUGGGAACAGCAUCUAGAAACAUCAUAAACAAAGUGGUACUAAAGGUGGGAGCUUUCAUCACACCUGUGAUAAAGUAUGAAAAGAGGAACAGAGAUAGCUUCUUAAUAUGCAGUGUGUGAAGUGUUUAUCUUCAUCCACUUAUCACAUGGAAAAUGGACAAUACACCCACCUCUGAAAGCAAUAUGGAAGAAACGGAGUCUUUGGGUUUUUAUAUAAAUAGUAUGAUAAAUAUUACAGGAUCAAAUUUAUCUUAUGAAUGUGCUACUGAAAACUUAUUGCCGAAACAAACAUGGACUGGGGAUUGACAAUGAAAGAAAGGUAUUCUGUCUCUACUGAUGAGAGAGCCAACACUGCUAAUGACACAGAAGAAAACAAGGCCCUUUCAAAACACCCAGACAGUAUAGGAAAUGAAGCAGAACUGUGGUAACACAUGAUGAGCAUCCUUAAUAUCCAGUGACUUCACUUACUCUUUCUUUACUGUAAUUCCAGCUAUGGCUCAUCAUGGCCCAGUAAUUCUACCAUUGAAAAGACUUUCCAACUACCAUUGGAAAGACUGGCAAGACUUGUCUUUGACAAGAUUACAUUUACUCUUCAAGUCCUAACCAUCACUCACUGACUCCCUACCUGCAUCAAGAUUAUGAAUGCCUGGACGCCAAGGAUUCCAAUUCAAACUUAGAACUUUCCCAUUCAUUGACAUCCCUGCUGCAAUUAGCCACAGUGAGACUCACAUCAAGAUCUUGGAAGAAAUUAUCACUAAGUGUUGAUUCAAAAUCUGAUCAACUAAUGAUCUGAUCAACAUAGAAGCAGAAAUUACCUUAGUGAAAAGGUGAAAAACCAGGGCAAUUGAUAUGCUAAGGUAUUGUACUCCAGUUUUCUAUGAAUAGUUAAUAUCAGUUUAACCAACUGAAUUUAGUAUGAUGAGUCUUAGGGACUCCAAAGUCUAAAAAUGUCACUAUCUUCAAGAUUGCCGAGAGCAAAGGGCCCUAUCAACUCAAGAAUUGACAUCUCUGAGGCUGGGUUAUACCUUCCAACACCAGGUUUGCAUAGCCGAGUGACAUUAGCUAUGAAGAUAAUUUGAUUCACUCUUCUGGCUCAGUUGUCAUAUUGUUAAUCAGCCUUAUAAUAAAUGUAUAUUUCCACAUAAAUUUUUACACAAAGACAGAAUGGAUAGUGCAGUUGACUUGAUCGCUUCCUUUUAAUUUUAAUCAGUUUAUAAGAAAGAAAAAAUCUAAUCAGGAUUUUUGUUACUUAAUCAAGUUUUGACCCUAUAGUUUAUAGAAGAAAAUCAACCUCGAAUUGUAUGUUAAUGCUACCUGGUCCAAUUUUCUCUAAGUGUUUGCUCCAAUGUUAUGACAGGUAUUCAUCAUAAACUAUAAAGUAUUGACAUCAUUAUAAACAAAAA
Leopardus geoffroyi (Geoffroy's cat) is the source of this 1883-nucleotide messenger RNA. RefSeq names its product HERV-H LTR-associating 2 (gene HHLA2). Gene Ontology annotation, cellular component: external side of plasma membrane. Gene Ontology annotation, biological process: negative regulation of T cell proliferation; cellular response to lipopolysaccharide; positive regulation of T cell proliferation. Lineage: Eukaryota; Metazoa; Chordata; Mammalia; Carnivora; Felidae. The record is from RefSeq and is a predicted model, not a curated record.